Uranotaenia lowii is the source of this 585-nucleotide messenger RNA. RefSeq lists its product as uncharacterized. The record is from RefSeq and is a predicted model, not a curated record. The transcript is spliced from 2 exons. Bases 20 to 568 code for a protein of 182 amino acids. Lineage: Eukaryota; Metazoa; Arthropoda; Insecta; Diptera; Culicidae.
AUUUGAGGAAGGUCUCAAAAUGAAGUUCAUCCUGUAUUCCGGUUUGUUUCUCGCCUUUGCCUCAGCGACUUUGGCUGCCGUAUCGACCCCGGUGGCCACUCAGCUCCAGGCAACACUGCAGACCUUCGAGGGAUGUGGCUUCAAGGUAAGCAACUUCUUGGAUAAUAACGCCAAAACUAUUUCCGUGCUAGCGGGUCCGAAAGUUGCCCAGUACUGUGGGGAAGUGAGCGAUUCCAUUGCCAUAAUCAAUGCAACGAUCUAUGGUGGCUGGGAAAAGUUGAUAGCGGCGGCAACCGACGUUCAGUUCACCGCAAUCGGAAAGAACAUCAAGACUCUGUCGGAUGCUACCUGUAAGCUAAAUGUCGACGUGGCCGCAGCUGUCAAGGCAAAGUCGCUGCCGCUCUUCAAGACCACGGUGUCUGUUUACAUCAAAUCGUGUGCCCUUGCCACCGGCAAUUUGAUAGACAAUCUGAACAAAAUUGGGACCGAUGAAGCAAAGGAUAUUAGCGAAGAAGUUGACGAUCUGUUAUAUAUCGCCGCGAAGCUGAAGAAAGCAUUGAGUAUUUGAGGAGUUUGUAUCCGUAG